AGAAGAACAGCGAAUCUGAGCCACAAGUUCCACAACCGACAUCAACAAACGACAACUCUACGAUACCCAAUUAAAGUCAAUCAGAUCCAACUCCCGGCUGGCCGUCACGGGUUUUCGGGGUAACACCGGGAAUUAUACCUUUAGGGUAUUCUUCCAAGGUCCUGACAACCAGUUACGAUUUAUUGACAAGAUAAGCACAAGCUCCAAUUGGUCAAGUCCCGUCAUCUUAGAUUCGUUGGAUUAUGGGCCGAUGGCGAACGGGUCGAUCACUGCUGGGGCAUACCUCGCCUUCCAGCCUGUGAGUUGCUUUUCACGAUGAAUUCCUCUGCAUUAUCAAUCGAGUUCUGACGAGAGCAAUACAAAAUCGAGUUCUUCUACGUCGACAAGUCAUCAACGAUCCGCUCUCAACUCUUCGACCCUAAUUACCAAGAGGUCCCCCUGAAAGGUGCCCGAGGUAGCAUGAACGACUACCCCCUGGUGGUCCCCAAUGACACCAACAUCGCGAGCUACUUCCCUUACGUCUUGUCCCAAGAUGCGGACGACCAGCUUCGAUGGACAACGAUGCUGGGCCAAAACGGGAGCCAUUUGUCUGCUCCGUGGUGGGUAAACGACACCGACCUCAAUGCUGUCGGCUCUACAGGCACUGGUAUGACCCUGUUGCCGGUGCGUCAACAAUACUUACAUUCUGGCGGUAUAAUCUACCGAACUACCAAUGGGAAGCUUGCGAGCAAGAUCCGGGACAGCGAUAUGGACGUCAAUGCUGACGCUGCGUGGACCAAGGGAUCGCUUUCCACAGACAUCCCAGAAGACUCGCCCAUUGCCGCUUUUACAGUGGGCCGGCCGUACAAUAGCGAUGACCAGGUUAAUACAUACAUCCUGUAUCAGGACGCCUUGGGGACAGUGCAAGUUGUCUGGCAGGACGACGACUCGGGGUGGAAAGGGCCGGAGACUUAUGAUGCAAUCUCUAAUGCUGAGAAAGGAACGGACAUCACUUGCCUAACGCAGGCAGCUUGGGACGCGCGUAGGGUCACGGUCUCGAAGGAACAGGACAUGAAUCAAUGUUUCUUUCAGGAGAAAGGCACUAGAAGGUUAAAGGAGGUGUGGUUCAAUGGCACAGAUUGGAAUCAUGUAGGGUAUGUACCAUUAGAUUAAAAAUUUGUUGUAGUUCAGACUGGGUUAAAGAAAGAUGAAAGAAGCCAAGGUGCUUGUAUGUAAUCAUCUCUACGCAGCCAAAUCGUUGGUUUGAUUGGUUGUAAAAUUCCACGUACCUACACUCGGGUGUCCAGCCA
Molecule: messenger RNA, 1289 nt
Organism: Pseudomassariella vexata
Lineage: Eukaryota; Fungi; Ascomycota; Sordariomycetes; Amphisphaeriales; Pseudomassariaceae
Exons: 1
Coding region: 460-1152 (230 amino acids)
Source: RefSeq, a predicted model, not a curated record